CGCUGCCAGCGCGGGGCCGGGCCGGGCGGGAUGCGGUGUUCUGGGGCGGAGGGCGCGGGGCGCUGAGUCGGCGGUGGCCCGGCGCUAUGCGCCGCUCCAGCACCGACGAGUCCACGUACCGGCGCAGCCCGUCGCCGGAGGGCAAGGAGCCGGGCUUCGCGUGCGGCGGCCCCUUCCGGCGCUACAGCAGCCUGUACCGGCGCGCGGGCGCCGGGGACGGCGGGGACAGCGGGGGCGGCGGGCCGUUCUUCGGCCUGCACUCCAGUCCCGGCCCCAAGGCGACCCAGACGCGCUAUACGUCGCCCAAGGGCAACAAGUACGUGGUCUUCUACCUGGACCUCUCCUUCAUCUUCCUCCUAGAGCUGAAGCGCUGCAGCAUGGCGCGCGGCUGUCUCCAGGGCGUCAAGUACCUCAUGUUCGCCUUCAACCUGCUCUUCUGGCUGGGCGGCUGUGGCAUCCUGGGUGUUGGCGUCUGGCUGGCGACCACACAGGGCAGCUUCGCCACCCUGUCCUCCUCCUUCCCGUCCCUGUCGGCUGCCAACCUGCUCAUCGUCACCGGCACUUUUGUCAUGGCCAUCGGCUUCGUGGGCUGCAUCGGGGCCGUCAAGGAGAACAAGUGUCUCCUGCUCACCUUCUUCGUGGUGCUGCUGGUGGUGUUCGUGCUGGAGGUUGCUGUUGCCGUCCUUUUCUUCGCCUACACUGACAAGAUUGACAGGUAUGCCCAGCGAGACCUGAGGAAGGGCCUGCAUCUGUAUGGCACUCCGGGCAACGUGGGCCUCACCAAUGCCUGGAGCAUCAUCCAGACGGACUUCCGCUGCUGUGGGGUCUCCAACUACACCGACUGGUUCGAGGUCUACAACGCCACACGUGUGCCUGACUCCUGCUGCCUGGAGUUCAGUGAGAGUUGCGGGUUACACACGCCUGGCACCUGGUGGAAGGCGCCCUGUUAUGAGACAGUGAAGAUGUGGCUCCAGGAAAACCUGCUGGCUGUGGGCAUCUUUGGGCUGUGCACGGCGCUGGUGCAGAUCUUGGGCCUGACCUUCGCUAUGACCAUGUACUGCCAGGUGGUGAAGGCCGACACGUACUGCGCAUAGGCUGCCCCACCUGCCACCCCUGCUUUGCCGCCAAAGGAUGUCACCACUGGGGAGAUGACCGCCCACCCCACUCCUGCUGCACGACUCCAGGCAGGGGGGCAGGAGCGGUGGGUGGCAGAGCCCCCAGGGCCCCCUGGCCUGUGAGCACCAUGCUGGGGAGGUGGCUGAGUGCUGGCCAUGGACCCGGUGGGAGGGCUUCUGGUGCCCUUCACUUCCAUGCAGUAUUUCCCUCCUGCCCCUGCCCAGGGUAGGAGGCUGGAGUUGGGGGUGAGGGGCUGACCACUGGUCCUGGUGCUCAAGGUGGGGCACAGCCUCAUCUGUACCCCACAGUGGGGUCAGAGCAGACUCCAGCUGCAUCUCAAUAAAGCCUGUGGUAGCAGCCUCCA
Molecule: messenger RNA, 1480 nt
Organism: Manis pentadactyla (Chinese pangolin)
Lineage: Eukaryota; Metazoa; Chordata; Mammalia; Pholidota; Manidae
Gene: TSPAN4
Product: tetraspanin 4
Exons: 7
Coding region: 87-1094 (335 amino acids)
Cellular component (GO): membrane
Source: RefSeq, a predicted model, not a curated record